This is a messenger RNA of Myodes glareolus (Bank vole), 468 nucleotides long. It is a transcript of the gene Hypk, whose product is annotated as huntingtin interacting protein K. NCBI's taxonomy places the organism in Eukaryota, Metazoa, Chordata, Mammalia, Rodentia, Cricetidae. The record is from RefSeq and is a predicted model, not a curated record. Gene Ontology annotation, biological process: negative regulation of apoptotic process; protein stabilization.
AGUUGUGAAGCGGCAGCCUAUGCGGCGGCGCGGUGAGAUCGAAAUGGCGACCGAGGGAGAUGUGGAGCUGGAGUUAGAAACCGAGACCAGCGGCCCGGAGCGGCCUCCCGAGAAGCCACGGAAGCAUGAUAGUGGUGCUGCUGACUUGGAGCGGGUCACUGACUAUGCGGAGGAGAAGGAGAUCCAGAGUUCGAAUCUGGAGACGGCUAUGUCCGUCAUUGGAGACAGACGGUCCAGGGAGCAAAAGGCAAAACAGGAGCGGGAGAAGGAACUGGCGAAGGUCACGAUCAAGAAGGAAGAUCUGGAGUUGAUAAUGACAGAGAUGGAGAUCUCUCGAGCAGCAGCAGAAAGGAGCUUGCGGGAACACAUGGGCAACGUUGUGGAGGCUCUUAUUGCCCUAACCAACUGAUAAUGUGCAUUUUCAGACAUUCUGGACUGAUUACUGAAAUAAAGUGUUUUGUUAUGCUA